GCUAUGGGUUGAUAGCACAUUCUUUCUACGCCUGUCCAAAAAUCGUUUGUCUUCAUCCAAUGUGCGAAGGACGUUCAUUUUGUUUUAAAUGUCGAAGACCUUGGUCCACUGAUACAACAAAUGAAAGUUCUUCAGAUCAAAAUAAUGUUAUACAUAUUUGUCCGGCUGAACAAGAUAUGCGCAGUAAUGCAUUAGAUGGACUGCGCUCUUUCUUUGGUAUUCGGCGUUUUAGCAGACAAAUAUCUGGUCAAAAUACCAUAACAAAUGGACCUCAACAAAAAGUUUCUGAUAAUAUUUUACCAAUACACUCACACACUUCAACUUCUACAAAAGAAAAACGUUCCCGUACUCCCAAAUCUUAUCCUACUUCUACUGACCACUCCAAUGAUAUUCGGUUGUCUCUGGAAGAACUAUUUACAAACGUAGAUCUUGAAGGUGCUAAUACUACUACUCCUGUUUCGAAGAAAAAAUAUCCAAUCUCUAACUCCGAUGCGGCUAACUCUUCUGAAUCCACUCCCAAGAUGAAUAGACGCCCUUCAGUAGAUUCUAAUGGUCAAAGCUCUUUAGUGAAACCAUGUCCUAACUGUAAAACUCUCAUACAAAAACUCAAUGAUGGAAGCUGUAAUUCUAUGGUCUGCUCAAUUUGUAAUUAUGAAUUUUGUUGGUUAUGCUUACGGGAAACUACCGCAACACAUUAUUUGAAUUUUUCCGGUUGUACUGUAUUGGGUCGCAGCCGAUGGUCGAAAAUUCGUCGUGUUGUUGCUGUUUCUAGUAUAAUGUUAGGCACACCAAUCCUUCUUCCACUUACAAUUGUGAUAGCGCUUCCUGCCUUAUCAAUUGGCUUUACUGUUUCCAUCACGAGACCCAUUAAUCGGAUGCUUCUUUCGAAAUCAAAACAUUUGAGACGGUUUAUUUUAUUCUGGAUUGUAAUCGCUGGUCUCAUUGUGUUUCCAGUAUUAACCGCCCUAACGUUUGGUCUUUUGAUUCCCAUUGUUUUGGGUUAUGUGUAUUUAUACCUUCCAAUCAGUUUGUUUCGAUCCCUGAUAAGAGAUGAAAGUGAAUUUUUUUCAAAACCGACAGAGUUAGAGAAAUUACAAUCACUGAGUUCUUCUUCUGAAAACGAAUUUGAAUCGAAGGAUACGAAUGUUAGACCAAACGAUAGAAGUCUUAGUGAAUCUAAAAUUAUUGUGAUAAAUGAGACAGCAUCGACGGAUUUUGAUCAAACAUCAUGA
Molecule: messenger RNA, 1232 nt
Organism: Schistosoma turkestanicum
Lineage: Eukaryota; Metazoa; Platyhelminthes; Trematoda; Strigeidida; Schistosomatidae
Source: the annotation of a GenBank genome assembly